AUGGGGAGGUGUCUGGGGACAUUUCUGUUGGCAUCUCAACACUUCUUGCUCGUUAUUUUCCUCCAGGAGUGUUCUCAAAAAGUUCUAGACGAGGGCAACAUGACGGACUAUAGUUUUUUGCAAAGUUUUUCUUCGUUAGAAAAUACUCUGAAGACCAUUCCCAGAUCUAGGAAAGACAUUUCGUCCUGUUUCUAUUCUAUGCUCGUUUCCCCACAAAAAAUCAACAGUCUUAUGCUGGAGUCCUUGGCGGGAACUUUGCUUGACACAAACGAAAUAACGCUUUCAGAGGUUACCUCCUUCGUCUUUGGUGCAGAUGCAAUAAAUUCUCUCGCGGCUUCCAGUGAGUCUGCAUGCUGGCUGUACGAAGACAGAGGGACCCAAAUAGUUCAAAUUGGAUUUCAAGGAGAAGUGUUAAACACUGUGGAUCUGAAGCGCGAGUGUGACGCAUUUACCAGAGGACCACAUAAUGAAAUCAUAGUUUCACACCUAGAGGAACAGAGUAUGUCAGUAAUUGCAAGUACGUCAUCUAACUUUCAUGAAGAAAAAAUUUCCACGAAACCUUUGGCGCCAGAGGGUGUAACUUUGGCAAAUAAUGGUGGUAUCCUUGUAACAUUAGUUGAUGAUAGCACGAAAUUUACUUUGGAUGCCACAAGCAGACGACUGGUUAGACUCAUGACGUUGUCAGGCGAAGUUACACGAGAUUAUGAAUAUAGAGAGGAUGAAAAUCCAGGUUGUUUACCCUCCCGAGACGAGCGAUUCAGAGAAGAAACGGCGAUAUGA
This is a messenger RNA of Ostrea edulis (European flat oyster), 780 nucleotides long. RefSeq lists its product as uncharacterized. Lineage: Eukaryota; Metazoa; Mollusca; Bivalvia; Ostreida; Ostreidae. The record is from RefSeq and is a predicted model, not a curated record. Bases 1 to 780 code for a protein of 259 amino acids. The transcript has a single exon.